Diaporthe batatas is the source of this 975-nucleotide messenger RNA. RefSeq lists its product as uncharacterized. NCBI's taxonomy places the organism in Eukaryota, Fungi, Ascomycota, Sordariomycetes, Diaporthales, Diaporthaceae. The record is from RefSeq and is a predicted model, not a curated record. Bases 118 to 834 code for a protein of 238 amino acids. The transcript has a single exon.
GCGGCCUCCAUCUCCGAAUCACUGACAGGCUAAGGAGCCAAGGAGGCUGAAAUAUAUGCAACAGUCCACCGUUCACGAUCAAAGCGCCCGCCCAUUCUUGUGCCCAGAAUUCAGAUCAUGGCGCACCUUACCGAUUUCAAGGUCCUAUGCUUCGACGUGUACGGCACCUUGAUAGAUUGGGAGACAGGCAUCAUAUCCAACCUCCAGCCCCUUCUUGAUGCCAACAACGCAACCUUCAGCAGAGAGAAGCUUCUCGACGUGAUUCACGAAUGCGAGCGGACGCAGCAGGCCACCACUCCGGAUCUAAAGUAUCACGAGAUCUUGGCCGCCAUCCACCCUCAGAUUGCAGCCAAGCUGGGCCUAGCAAAGCCUUCCCCAGAACAAAGCAACGCGUUUGGGGCCUCUGUGGGGUCUUGGCCUGCGUUUCCAGAUACUGUCGCGGCGCUGAAGCGGCUGAAGAGUCAUUUCAAGCUAGUGGUGCUCUCAAACGUCGACCACGAGUCGUUCGCUCGCAGCAACAGUGGUCCUCUAGAGGGCGUCAAAUUCGAUCUGGUCAUCACCGCUCAAGAUGUUGGGUCUUAUAAGCCGGACCUUGAGAACUUCAAGUAUAUGAUCAAGGAGACCGCCGAGAAAUUGGGCGUGCCGAAGGAGCAGAUUCUCCAGACGGCGCAGAGUCAGUAUCACGAUCAUCACCCUGCGAAGAAGAUGGGCAUGAGCUCCUGCUGGAUAGUCAGGCCAGGUGCCAUUAUGGGAAAUCGGAGUCCGGAGGUGUACGACUGGAAAUUUGAAACCCUUGGGGACAUGGCAGAUGCUCUGGAGGACUCUUCGAAAUAGUCGUUGUAUUAUGGCUGAAAGUUUGAGAUGUAUUAUGGCUCUGCGAGAUAUGUUUUGUGCUAUGUAAGCUAGGAACAGGUCGUCAUCUAGAAUGCGUCAAGAACGUGUCAGGCGAUAAAGGGGGAACCAAGAUUACUUCGA